UUUUAGGUCAUUAUAUUGAAUUAAAUGUAGUUGUCAUGGUACUUAUUGCUGUCAUACUAUCGAGAAGAAUCCUAUCUCGCUUAUUAUGAGUCAUAAGAUUCCUAUGGUUAGCACUUCGUCACAAACUCCUCUAUUGCGCCCCGCUGUUCAGCUACCUGUUGGCCAAGAUUCCAUUUCGUCUACUUCGUUGUUCUCUUAUUCGGCAUCAGAUUUUAUCUACGAUUUAAGGAAUCCGCUGUCAAGCGACAAGGAAGACCGUUCCAAAUUCGAAGAUUUACUUGUAUCCAGAUGGGAAGAUGCCAGGAAGCAUAAUCUACUGAACUACGAUCUAAACUGCAUGUACAAACUGCUGGAGGGCGAUUUCAAUUUAUCCGUACAACUAAAUAUUGAACGUGCAGAAAAGAGGCGUAAACCGAUGCAUUUCCGAGCAAUAAGUGAACCUUUUAAUAAUCUAAGAUGGAAUUUCACAAAGUUGAACGAGAACGAGAUAUUGUUCUAUCUGCAACGCAAGGACUAUUUACUAAGCAAUGAUACAUUGGAUUACCAUGUUGUUGCAGUUAAUGCUGCACCGCUCUCGAGAGGACAUUCCUUGCUGUUGCCAUGCAUGAAUCGCCGUACACCACAGGUCCUCUCCGAAGUAGCAGUUCGUUUGGCAACUGACACAAUGCUUUUAGUAAAGGACAAUUUCUUUCACGUGCUAUUCAACAGUCUCUUGGCGUUAGCUUCCAUUAAUCAUCUACAUCUUCAUCUUUUAACCUGGCCUUAUGAUUCUGACUUGAUCAAUCGUAGAUGUGAACAUCUGUUCGAUAAUGUAUACGUAAUCAAGCGCCCGAUAUGGUUUGCAUAUGCUUUUGUCUUCCAGCUAACCGGUCCAGAGCAAUAUGAAAAGUUUGUUACGAGUAUAGCACGUUGUGCAAAUUAUCUAAGCACUCAUGAAGUAGCGCAUAACAUAUUUUUCUCGCGUGCACAACCACUAAGAACGUCUGGUGCUAUUCGAUCGGAAGAUAAAACAAAUGUACUUCCACAACUUGUCACUGCAUAUAUUUUUCCGCGUAUUGCUGUUGUUGGAGCCAAACCGUCAAAAAAUUUCAGUCCAGCAUCAUUGGAACUCUCGGGAUGUUUGACUGCCUACACAUAUCAGUUUUUCGAAACAGUCACUGAAGAAGCAGCACUACGCAUAAUAGACGAACAUGCAACGUUAUCUGACGCACGGUUCAAUCAGAUUUGUUCCGAAUUGAUAGAAGUUUUGUCCGGGAAGAUGCUGGUCGAGCACAAUACUGUUGACAAAACCGAACCGCUAUCAUCGCCAGAACUAGACGAAUUGCAUGAUUCAUUCCAAACAUUCGAAAUGCAAUCGUCAAGGCGCCCCUCUGUAAACUAUCAACGAUUUACAUUUGAAGAAGACGGAAAACCAACAAAUGCCAAUCCAGAAACUUCUCUAUGACUGUUCUUCCCCAGCACUUCCUCACUGCGUUUUUUU
This is a messenger RNA of Loa loa (African eye worm), 1480 nucleotides long. RefSeq lists its product as hypothetical. The transcript has 11 exons. Gene Ontology annotation, cellular component: cytoplasm. Gene Ontology annotation, molecular function: GDP-D-glucose phosphorylase activity. The coding region runs from base 86 to 1444 and encodes 452 amino acids. Gene Ontology annotation, biological process: glucose metabolic process. The record is from RefSeq and is a predicted model, not a curated record. Lineage: Eukaryota; Metazoa; Nematoda; Chromadorea; Rhabditida; Onchocercidae.